Molecule: messenger RNA, 3023 nt
Organism: Apis florea (little honeybee)
Lineage: Eukaryota; Metazoa; Arthropoda; Insecta; Hymenoptera; Apidae
Gene: mtRNApol
Product: mitochondrial RNA polymerase
Biological process (GO): mitochondrial transcription
Cellular component (GO): mitochondrial DNA-directed RNA polymerase complex
Molecular function (GO): protein binding; DNA-directed RNA polymerase activity; mitochondrial promoter sequence-specific DNA binding
Source: RefSeq, a predicted model, not a curated record
AAUUUAAUAGUACAUAUACAAAUUUAUUUAAAUUGUGGUUUGUUAAAUAGAGCAAAUAAUACAUUAAUGAAAUAUAGGAAAAAAUAUAUUCAAAAUUGUGAUAAAAACAUUGAACUUUAUAAUAUGCUUUUGGAAGCUUAUGCUUCUAGAAGAAAAGUAACAAAAGUUUUAGAGUUAUAUGAUAUGAUAAAAGAAGAUUCCUUAACUCCAACACCACAAACUUAUGUAUAUAUAUUUGAUGUUUUGGGGAAAGGAUCUACAAGUAAUCAAAUUGGUAAUAAAAAAAUUAAUAAUGAAAUGAAUAAUUAUAAUAUAUCUUUCGAUGACAUCAUUAAUAAAUCAUAUUUUAAAAAUGAUCAACAAGAAAAUGUAUUAAAAGCAAUUAGGAUAUUAAUACCAAACUUUAAACCUUCUUCUAUAAAUAUAGAUACAAUGUACAAUUGUAAACUUCUAAACCAAAUUCCAAUGUCAAAUAAUUAUGAAAGUCCAGUGAAAGAAUUAUUAACUAAGGAAGAAUUAAAAGAUCUCUUAAAAAUACAACUUCAAAAUGAAUUAGCAAUUGAAAUACAGAUACCAAGUAUUAAAUUAAAUGAAAAAGAAAGAAUUAUGGAAAUAGAAAAUUAUUGGAAAAAAGUAGCAUUUACAGCUUUUGAAAGGAAUUUAAAAUGUUUAAAAGAAAAGGAAUGUCAACAACAUAAUUUGAUGGUUUUAUAUCCCUUUUUAGAAGUUUUGGAUAAAGAACAUUAUAUAAAUGCUAUAUUGCGAGAAAUUAAACAAUUAGCCAUAGGAUCUGAUACUUAUAGUACAUCUCUUAAAUUAUUAUAUAUAACAUUAGGAAAAUAUAUUUAUAAAAAAUAUGAGAUCGAAACAAAAAAAAAAACUGGAGUUUUAGAUAAAAUAAUUAGUACUUAUUUAAGGUAUCUUGAAUGGUAUUUACAUCCUGAAAAUAAGGCAUAUUUAAAUAAUAUGAAUAAUCGCACUAUAUGGCAAUAUUUUGAACAAGAAACAAAAUAUAAUGCAUCUUUAAAUACUGUUUGUUUAGAAUGGCCUAUAGAUGUAAUUAUAAAUGUUGGUAAAUUUUUAUAUAAAAUUAUUUUGAAUGAUAUAAUGCUUCAACCUGAAAUGUUGAAAGGACAAGAUAUAAAACAUUCUAUUCCUGCAUUUUAUACAUUAUUUAGAACAAAGGAAAUUAUUUAUCAGAACAGGUUUGUUAAACCUCAUCCUUUUUUAUCAAAAUUAUAUAAAAAAUCAUAUAUACAAACAUUAACUUUUGAUGUACAACUUUUACCUUCUUAUAGUCCACCGCUUCCAUGGACUUCGAUACAUUCAGGAGGAUAUCUUAUAACAAAAACCGACUUUGUAAGAUCUCCUAACAUUGAUUAUCAAUUUCAAACUACAAAAUCUAAACAAUUAUUUCCUAUAUUUGAUUCAUUGAAUCAAAUUAGUUCUAUUCCAUGGAAAAUUAAUAUUGCUAUACUCGAUAUAGUGAUUAAGAUUUUUCAAGAUGGUGGUUCUGCUGAAUUAAAUGUUCCUCAAUCAGUUUCUGUAUUAUCUCCACCAUGUUCUUUAAAUAAAAAUGCUACUAUUGAAGACAAACAAAAAAUAGCAAUAAUUAUGGCUCAAUAUAGACAAAAAAAGAGUGAUAUGUAUUCUCUAUGGUGUGACACUCUUUAUAAGCUAUCUAUCGCUAAUCAUUUUAGAAACAAAAUAUUUUGGCUACCAUAUAACUUGGAUUUUAGAGGAAGAGUUUAUCCAAUUCCUCCUUAUUUAAAUCAUUUAUCAUCUGAUUUGGGUCGUUCUUUGCUUUUAUUUGCAAAGGGAAAACCUCUAGGACCAAAUGGAAUAAAUUGGUUAAAAUUACAUGUUAUUAAUUUAACUAAUUUUAAAAAGGGAAGUUCUCUUGAAGAACGUCUUGAAUAUGCAAAUCAAAAUAUGGAUAAUAUAAUAGAUAGUGCUACUAAACCUUUAACAGGUAAAAUGUGGUGGAAACAAUCAGAAGAACCAUGGCAAACUUUAGCUGGAUGUAUAGAAAUAGCAAAUGCAUUAAAAUCACCAAAUAUAGAAGAAUAUAUAACUUCGUUUCCAGUACAUCAAGAUGGAAGUUGUAAUGGACUGCAACAUUAUGCAGCUCUUGGUAAAGAUCAAAUUGGGGCAAAAAGUGUUAAUUUAUAUCCAUUUGAUGUUCCAAAAGAUGUAUAUUCUGAAGUUUUAUCAAUUAUAGAAAAUCAAAGACAAAUUGAUGCAAAAAAUAAUGUUAAGAUUGCGCAAUUAUUAGAAGGAUUUAUAAAAAGAAAAAUAAUAAAACAAACAGUAAUGACAACAGUAUAUGGUGUAACAAAAUAUGGUGCAAAACAUCAAAUAGCAAGACAGUUACGAGAUACACCAAAUUUUCCGCAAGAAUAUAUUUGGCCUGCUAGUAUUUAUUUGACGGAAUGUACAUUUUACAGUUUAAGAAAAAUGUUCAAAAGUGCAAAACAAAUUCAAGAUUGGUUUACAGAAUGUGCUCGAAUUAUUUCUUCUAUUUAUUGUGAAAAUGUGGAAUGGAUUACUCCAUUAGGUCUUCCUAUUAUACAACCUUAUAUCAAGCAAUCAACAUCAAAUAUAUAUAUUAAAGGAAAUGGGAAAUCUGAUACAAUAAAACAGCGGAAUGCAUUCGCACCAAAUUUUAUACAUUCUUUGGAUUCUACUCAUAUGAUGCUUACUAGUUUACAUUGCAAUUCAGAAAAUAUUACUUUUGUCUCAGUACAUGAUUGCUUUUGGACUCAUCCUUGCACUGUAGAUGCUAUGAACAAAAUAUGUAGAGAACAGUUUGUAGCUCUUCAUUCUAAUCCUAUCCUUGAAGAUUUAAGUAAAUUUUUCAUAAAACGAUAUUUACCAAUUUAUGAAAAACUAAAAUAUAAAAAUAAUGACAUAGAAAAAAUACACAAACAUUUAACUGAUGUACCAUCAAAAGGCACUUUCAAUAUUCAUAACGUUUUGUCAUCUACUUAUUUUUUUAAUUAAAUUUUUACAAAUCUUAAAUA